GUUCAACAGAAAUCAGAAACAGUCUCAGUACUUUCGCGGUUCGUGCUGUGGGAAGAUCUCGUUUUGUGCUGUCGGAAGAUCUCGCGUCGUGCUAUUGGAAGAUCUCGUUCUUUUUCUCUGCUGCACAUGCUUGUGCGGUCCGCACCAAAUAUUACCGUGAUCCGUGGACAAUUGGACUGACCGAUCUUGCCUCUUUUUUUCACUGUUAUUGUACCUCUAUAAUUGUCACUCGGUACAUACCAACCAAACAAGAUCUCCUGCACGUAGCGAGAACGCCAGAAAUUUUGAAUAAACAUCUAGCUGUGAAAUCAGGCACGCGCGAGUCUUUUUGCAACAAAUCACAUGAAGAUUCUUCUUCACAGGAAGAAGAGAAGAAGAAAAAGAACAAUGCAUUAUCAUUCGAUAUCCAAUAACGACGUCAAUAAUAUGGCAGCAUUAGCCGACCUUGCGUUUUUCACGCAAUGUAUCAUUACAUUGACAUUCUUGUUGUUGAUUCCACAAUUCCACGGUGAUCCACGAAUGAUGUUAUUACCACAGCCAUACGAGCCGUUACACUUUCCUGUCUACAUAUGCGCAAAAGGUAUCAGCACAGAUGACAGAUCAUAUGAUGCGCGACACUCCUCAUCUCGCGACUCAUCGCUCGACGAAAAGAGCUCGAAGAGCUUUUUGAAAGAUUUCUCGAGGAUUACUAUGCUGAUAUCAGUACGAAGCGAACUCUUCGAGGCGCCAUUUCGUUCCCUGCGUCCACUAGUAUGUCCACUGAAAUCGCCCAUCGAAAUAUAAGUAGUCACUAUAAAUGCGUCGUGUAUAUAUAUAUAUAUAUAUAUCGCGGUGGAUCACUUCCCUCUAAGACGGUUUAGGUGUCAGCCAACGCCGUAGAAAUCUACCUAGUGAUGCAAAAGAAUUACUAAUGCACUAGCUACAACAAAAUAUAGAUGAAAAGCAACAGCUUCCCAGAUAACAUUUUUUGCUAAAGCAAAGUAGUGUAAUCUAUUUGCUGGCAAUUAUUGCUGUCAUGUUGCUAUAAUAAUGACAGAAAUUAACUUUUGCCACACUGUUGACAUAAUGCCAUAAUUAUAUAUUUUUCACCGCAACUGUUGCCCCAAAGGUGCUGUAAAGUUGCUGUUUUCGUGUUUCUUUGCUACCAAUAUUGAAACAAAUGAGGACUCACCUUGUUGCCAUUUUGUUUGCAACAUUUCUGAGCAAAUUCUUAGCAAAAUACUUGCAAAAUGUUAUGUGGAUUAUGAUGCAAACCGGCGCGUAACAAUCGUAGAGGGGGGGAUGCUUCUCGAAUGGUCAGACGCGUGGAUCGGCGAAAGGGCGGAUUUGAUGGUAAAGGUCGGCGACUUCCUGACUCUUCGACGAGUCAUGGAACGAACCGUGAAAUCGAUCACACGCAUACGCACACACACUCACCCUCUGGUUUCUUAUUGUUCUUCAUCCUUACCCUUGGGCCUGAUCCUGUGGUGAGCAUUUCAUUUCUACUCUUCGUUUUCCAUUUGGUUGGUCUGUUCUUUGGUUGGUCUUCUAUCCUCUCCUUGUUUUGCUUCCUGGGCGCCUGGCGUGCCGGGCGGGGCAGCGAGGAUCCUAUGUCUGUGCCGGAAAGCUGUCCGGACCCCUUCGCUUCUCUUAUCAAUCGUAACUUAGAAAUCAUUUGAUCUUAUGGCAGAAAUGUUUUCUUAUUUAAUAUACGUGGAAGACCCUUACCCACUCAUCAUGGUCGUAGUAAUAUUCCUAAAAGACUAGACAGUGUUAUAAGGAAAGGAAAAGAUAAGCUAAAUGAUUUAAGAUGUACGAAAUUUGUUUAUAAAAUAUAUUACUCUCAUUGUGUUAUAUGUACAUAGGAUUGGCCGACAUUUGCAUACGAGAAUUAAUGAGCAUAAUAUACGGUCUAAUAUACAUAGAAAUGACCACUCGGCAAACAUCAAACUGUUAGCAAACAUCAAUUAAAUAAUUCCAGACAUUCGCGCGGUCCGCAUCAAAUCAACGAGAUCCGCGAACGAUUCUCUUGCCAUGACAUACAAUCAUAACACAUGACACUUGACACACACCAGUAGUUUCCUGGCGACAUAUGCAAGCGUAAGGAGCUUGCUGUUAUUAAUUAAUGGAUUGCGGCGUUUCUCCAGGUACUGCAUAAACCGUUGUUUCUCCUCCUGGAUGUUCUGUAUUUGAUGUCGCGGAGCGCUCGAGUACGCAGCAGAUUCGACGCUGCGUCCACAGGUGCCAAUGUCAGUCCUGCAAACAGACAGAACAUUAUGAUUAAUUUAUAUUUUCUUAUUUCUCAUCGGCGUUUAUAAUCUAUUAAAUUCUUAUUUCUCAUCGGCGUUAAUAUAAAUUAACGUAAAACGAUUAACCGAGGAUGUCCGAGGCUUCUCUUAUCAAUCGUGUGACUUAGCAAGACUUAUGAGAUCAUUUGAUUUCAUGGCAGAAAUGUUUUCUUAUUUAAUAUACAGGGAAGACACUUACCCACUCAUCAUGGUAUUCAUAUCUGAAGCAUCGCGAAGAGAAGUGAUAUCGCGGCGACUGCCGCGAUGGUGAAGCGAGGUGCUGAGCGUUUCAAUCUCGGACGAUCCUCUGCGCUCUUCCCUGCUCCGUUGCCCUAAAAAAGCAAACAAAUAUUUUACUUUUUAAUUUUUUACUUUUAUCCUGUAUGACCUAUGAGAGAAUAAAUAUUGGAUUGUAACAAAA
Ooceraea biroi (clonal raider ant) is the source of this 2688-nucleotide messenger RNA. RefSeq lists its product as uncharacterized. The record is from RefSeq and is a predicted model, not a curated record. Lineage: Eukaryota; Metazoa; Arthropoda; Insecta; Hymenoptera; Formicidae.